This is a messenger RNA of Salvelinus fontinalis (brook trout), 2725 nucleotides long. Its product is annotated as golgin subfamily A member 6-like protein 6. The record is from RefSeq and is a predicted model, not a curated record. The coding region runs from base 90 to 2453 and encodes 787 amino acids. The transcript is spliced from 4 exons. Lineage: Eukaryota; Metazoa; Chordata; Actinopteri; Salmoniformes; Salmonidae.
UUGUGACACAAUUUAAUUUAGAUGAUUUAAAUAAUAAUAUUUUGAAGCCAUAUUGUAUCUUUUUCAGGAUUACUAUAAUUGAAGGAACUAUGGGAAAGUUCUCCUUCCCAAGGAUCAUCAUAAGAAUGCCAUGGGCAAAGCGGACUGCACAGGACGAUUUCUGCACAGAAACUACUGAACUCCACAGGCCCAGAACACACCAGCCUCACAACUCCUCACAACUCCCCAGCCUUAAUGUGUGUAGGCAGGGCAAGGAGAACACCGAUUCAACCCAGAAUAAGAGGAAAAAGAAGAUACUAAAUGAGAAGGGAACCCAGGUUGAACUAGGCAUGCGGGAGGAUAUCCAUGACCUUGACCUCGCCCAUUGGAGAUUGGCUAGAGAGACAUGGAGAACUGAGCGAGGAAACAUGAGGGAGAUUAAGGCGCUGUAUGGAGAAAUAUUUAGGCUGCACCAACUCUUGGAGGAGAUUGGGGUGGAUAAAGGGUUGAUCAAGCAGCGCUCCACCUCCUCCAUUCUUUGUCCCGUCUCCCCGACACUGCCAGCUUUCCACAGGUACAACCUCCACAGGUACCUCGCCAACAGCCAAUCGGAGCCUGACCAGCAUGCUGCCGGCACCCAGAAGGACCCAUCUAAGAAACACUCAAUCUUUCCCCCUCUGGACACACAGAGCUGCACCUCCCCUGAUAAAUGGCCUCAUUCUCAGUCCAAGAAGUCACACCCACACGCUUCACACCGAUUUGCUGUCCCAUCCCAUCCCCUGGCUUCCGGCCCUCCUGCCCGGAUGAGACAGACCCAUCCGCAUAUCCACACCAGAUCCUCAUUGACUGGCCAGGAAAAGGUCAAGGAAGAGGUCUAUAGGCCAGAAAUUACAUCGUCUGAGGAAUUGUCUGAGGAAGUUCAACGGAGAGGCGCAGAAAUUGCAAAUAUGUAUAAAGCACAGCUGAAAGAGAGGAUGGCCCAAAAGAGAAAGGAAGAGAUUCUGAAUAAAGGGGUAAACAACGAUGACAAGAACGAUGACACUGAGGCCUCCUGCUCCUCUGCAGUAAAACACUCCAAUACCCUUGCCACAGCCCCCGCGCGCCCGGCCAGCCCAGACACCACGCCAGUGGCCGCCCGAGAGGACACUCAGGGGGAAACCCAGCAGGACCUGGCAGACGUUGUGAAUGUGCUCAAGAGGCAAUCAUCUGAUCUAUACCUGCCUGACGACGUUUGUGAGGAGUCACUCACAUGGAUGUCUAUUUACGAGGAGCUGUGCCCGCUCGCUCACAGGGUGAACACAGAAGCUGACUACAUCAAGGCGCUCCGCGUCAUCACUGAGAAGGCUGUGACUCCCUCGUGCUCGUCUGAGGAUGAUGUGUCUCAGAGUGUGAGUGAGGUCACAAGUCAGGAGGGGAGUAGUGAAAGUGAGGAGAGCAUGAGUGGACAACAGCAGAGAUGUCUACACAGGGAACCUUAUGGUGAGAGGGACAGGAAGGAGAUUGAUAGUGGUAAAAUGGAAGGGAGAUAUGCAACCGCCAAUGCAUUGUCUAUGAUGGCAAGCCGAGGGAAAGAAGAACUUAAUGCCAUGAGCUACGCAGACAGGAUCAAAUAUUUCAAGGACGAGGCUAAGAGAAAUGAAGAGAUGAUGAAGAUUGAAAUGAGGAAGGAAAAAGCCAGGGACGAAGAGCUCAAAAAGUGGGAAAAGAGACAGAAGAAAUUGAAGAAAUUGAAUGAGGAGGAAAGGAAAAGGACAGAAAAUAUGGAAAAAAACAAGUUAGAGGAGCAGAGGAAAAGGGAGAAGGCAGAGAUGAAACUAAAGAUCGAACAUGAGAAAAAGAGACAAGAGCAAGAGAAAAAAGAAAGAAAGAAGCAGGAGAUGCAACAGAAGGCCCGUGCAAAAGAAGAGAAAAAGAGGGCAGAGGAAGAGAAAAAGAUGGAGAAAAAGAGGGCAGAGAUGUUGAAAAAGAUUGAGAAACAGAGGAUGGAGGAGGAGAGGAACAGGAAAAAGGAGAGAAUGAAGGUGUUGGAGAUGCAGCAAAAGGCACGAGAGAAAGAAGAGAAGAGGAGGAAAGAGGAACAGAAAAGGAGAUUGAAGAUACAGCAGGAACAAGAGAAGCAGGAACAGAAAAGGCAGACAAGGAUACGGGACGAGGAUAAGAAGAGAGCAGAACUUCAAAGAAUAAAAGAUCACGAGGCCAGGUUCAAGAUGGAGAUGGAGAAACUGUAUGAGAGAGAAGAGAGGAAUGCACAGAUUGAAAGAGAAAAGAGGCGUGCGCUGUGUCAGAAAAAAGGGCAGACACAGAGAGCAAAACAGGUGGUGGCAUACGAGGUCACAGCGUCUACAUCUGACGCCUCUGUGCGGAGGGAAGAGAGGGAGCAGCGUCCAGAGACCGCUCACGCACAGUCUGCGAAGAGGAGAACAAGGAAGAAGCAGAAGAAAGCGGCGGACGAGGCAUUGACAACUUUUGAGUAGAUGACAAAAGAAAAUACUAACAAAACAAAUGAGAAAUAAGCAAAAGGAAGAAAAUAUUAUAAGGAAGCCAGGCAUGAGGGUGAAGAGGAGGAAACAUGAGAGAGGAGGAAUGGAGACCAGAGUGGUUUAUCAGGAGGUCAGUAGAAGAUACAGAAUUCAAGUUCUGAUGGACAGAAUCAGGAAGGACCAUGGGAUAAAAGGUAAAUGAGAUUAGCAGUAAAGAGCUGAGUGGAUCAAAAGAAAGUAAUGGAAAACACAAGGGGGGAGGCAAG